Molecule: messenger RNA, 2052 nt
Organism: Lodderomyces beijingensis
Lineage: Eukaryota; Fungi; Ascomycota; Pichiomycetes; Serinales; Debaryomycetaceae
Source: the annotation of a GenBank genome assembly
AUGAGCAAUUCAAGCGCAACCAACGGUGCAAGCACCGAAGACGGGUUUCAGUGUCGGCCCAUGCGGUUGGGUUCAAAUAGAACUUUGUCCCCGGAAGGCAAGAGGACCAGCUCGGAAACGCUGGUUCACUUGAGCAAGAGGAACCUGGACUCCAGUGUCACCACGGUACUGAGGAAAAAAUCGAUCCAGAUCAAGAAUUUGCCCCGGGAUGUAGUACCUAAAGAUGCCACUCAGAAAUCCAAUGAUAUGAUGGAGCUAAAAAAUGGCAAGUUUGACGAUAUGGUGUUUGCAAUUUGCUUGGUAGAUUUCCACCACCAGCGUGGGCCCGAGAUACAAUAUUGGAAAUCAAAUUAUCACCCGCAGUAUACACCUGAGUUGUUUAAAAAUAUCCCGUUUCAGGCGUUACCGGAUGGCUCGCAUUUAUUUGAAGAGACGUUUCUGAAUUUCAAUCUUGUUUAUGACUUUGACCAGGGCAAAUCCAUCGAUGACUUUGACGCGGUGAACCAAUUCACGGGAGACCCGCGCCACCUCAAGACUCUUUUUGGGUGUUCGUGUGUGAGGCAAGUGAAAACCAGCGACUUGAGCCAAGAAGAACGAGAUCGCAAUAAGGACAUCACUAGGUCAAUUGUACAAAAGGCUGUUGUGGUUAUCGUCAGAAAGCAGCCCAUCUUUACCAAAAUCAAGGAAAAACUAUCAAUCAUCACCCAAAGCUAUUUUCUUCAGGAGACGUUUGACAAUUUCGAAAUUCUAGACCACUUGUUUGACAAUCUCAACCAGCAGUACAAACUACUAAACAACCAGCUCAGCACGCAGGAGGAGGAUGAAAAUUACGUCAACUUGAACUACCGUUCCUCAAUCCUCAAGUUCAAGUCCAACUUCAUGAUAAUAUUCAAGAGCUUGUUGCUAGAGAAGAAAAUUUUAAUUUAUUCCAACAACAAUUUGGAAAUGUUGACGCAGUUUCAAAAUAACCUAAUUUCCCUAAUUCCCAACUUGAUUAAUUUUUUGGAUGAUUCGGGAUGUCCAUUGGUAGAUUUUGUCGAGACCAAUGGCCCUUUAUCCAAACCGCAGUCACUCAGCUCCAAUAACCGUCAAUCGAUGUUGCGGUUUUUCGGCUUACCCUUGCAGAUUUUCAACACCAAAAACGCAUUUUGGAACCCUUACUUACCGCUCCAGCAAUUGAAUGAACUCCGAGUCAACAGUUUUAUGGCAGGUUGCUCAAACUUGUUGUUUGUCAACCAGGCAACGAUGUUUGGCAUAGAUUUGUUGGUCAAUUUGGACACGCUUGAAGUGACCUACCCGAAAACACUCUCGACACCGGACGAUUUUGCGCUCAGUGCUCAAGACAAGAAGUUUAUCAGCAAUUUAAUCUCGGCGCUGCAACUCGAUCCUAGCAGGAAAAAUAGUAAUAGAGAUGAUUUUGUUGGAAGUGACGAUUACAUCCGGUACCAGUUUGAAGACUAUUUGAAUUCACUUGUUGCAGUAGAACGAUUUCACCAGUACCUGCAACGAUUCCAGCAGCCACCACCGGGGUUUGCGCUGGACCUGCAAGAUGCUGGCACGGGCUGUGGCAACGACUUCAACAAACAUUUUAUGGACUCAUGGAGAAAGACGCAGAAUUACCGCAUCUGGAACGCCAUGGCUGAUGAAUUCAUUUUCAAUUUUGUGGAUCCGAAACAUAUUGGCCAUUCUUUGGUCGAUGAGCCGUACUCGAUCAAUAAAAACAUUGCCAGUUUCCUCAAUAAUUUCUCAUUCAAGAAUAAUGCCAGCGCGAAUAAUGUAAGCGUGUCGAGCAACUCGAUGAGUCUCCGUGAUGACAUUAUGAAACCACACAAGUUUAUCGAUGAUGAGGACAACGGCGCCGCCGCCGCCGUGCUGAAGAAAAGCAAGAAGGAAAACGAAGACGACUCCGGGGUGGAUGAGUUAGUUGCCGGUUUUGAGAAAGUGCAACCUACAUCGUCGGCGCAGCACAGCAACAGUAGCAUCAAAAGCAGUGAGCCAGAAUCUAAAAAGCCUGUUGGAUGGGGUGCCGGUUGGGGAUUUGGUAGGAAAUGA